AUCGCGUGACGGCGACGGCCGCGAACUGCUCGGCAAGAUGGCGGACGAGGAGGGCGAAGGGCUGCAGCGCUCGGAGCCGGCUCCGCACCGUAACGGGGGGGGCGGGCCCGGGCCGGGGGGGCCCCGCGUCGUCCGCAUCGUCAAGUCGGAGUCCGGCUACGGCUUCAACGUGCGGGGCCAAGUGAGCGAGGGCGGCCAGCUGCGGAGCAUCAACGGGGAGCUGUACGCGCCGCUGCAGCAUGUCAGCGCCGUGCUGGGCGGGGGGGCGGCCGACCGCGCCGGGGUGCGCAAGGGGGACCGCAUCCUGGAGGUGAAUGGCGUGAAUGUAGAAGGGGCAACGCACAAGCAGGUGGUGGACCUGAUUCGAGCGGGAGAGAAGGAGUUAAUACUGACAGUGUUAUCCGUUCCGCCCCAUGAGGCUGAUAACCUCGACCCCAGCGAUGACUCUUUGGGGCAGUCGUUCUAUGACUACACUGAAAAGCAAGCUGUGCCCAUCUCCAUCCCCACAUACAAACAUGUGGAGCAGAACGGCGAGAAGUUUGUGGUUUACAAUGUUUACAUGGCAGGGAGGCAGCUGUGUUCGAAGCGGUACCGGGAGUUUGCCAUCCUCCACCAGAACCUGAAGCGGGAGUUUGCCAAUUUCACCUUCCCACGCUUGCCGGGGAAAUGGCCUUUCUCUUUAUCAGAGCAGCAGUUGGAUGCCAGGCGCCGAGGGCUCGAGGAGUAUCUAGAGAAAGUGUGCUCCAUACGAGUUAUUGGGGAGAGCGACAUCAUGCAGGAGUUCUUAUCGGAAUCGGACGAGAAUUACAAUGGUGUGUCAGAUGUGGAACUAAGAGUAGCACUACCAGACACAACAACAGUAACAGUCAGGGUCAAAAAGAACAGCACUACAGACCAGGUGUAUCAGGCUGUGGCUGCUAAAGUAGGAAUGGACAGCACUACAGCAAACUACUUUGCCUUGUUUGAAGUGAUCAAUCACUCCUUUGUGCGUAAACUGGCGCCCAAUGAAUUCCCACACAAGCUGUACGUACAGAACUACACUUCGGCGGUGCCGGGGACUUGUCUGACUAUCAGGAAAUGGCUCUUCACUACAGAAGAGGAAGCCCUUCUGAAUGACAAUGACCUUGCAGUUACCUACUUCUUCCACCAGGCUGUGGAUGAUGUAAAGAAAGGUUGCAUCAAAGCCGAGGAAAAGUCCUACCAGUUACAGAAGCUGUCUGAGCAGAAAAAGAUGGUUAUGUAUUUAAACAUGCUGCGGACAUGUGAGGGUUACAAUGAGAUCAUCUUCCCCCACUGCUCCUGUGACUCCCGGCGAAAGGGUCAUGUGAUUACAGCCAUCAGCAUCAAGCACUUUAAACUCCAUGCCUGCACAGAGGAGGGUCAGCUAGAGAACCAGGUAAUAGCAUUUGAGUGGGACGAGAUGCAGCGGUGGGACACAGACGAAGAAGGAAUGGCAUUCUGUUUUGAAUAUGCACGAGGAGAGAAGAAACCUCGAUGGGUUAAAAUCUUCACCCCAUAUUUCAACUACAUGCACGAGUGCUUCGAGCGGGUGUUCUGUGAGCUCAAGUGGAGGAAGGAGGGCAUGAAGGACAGAGGCCAUAACAGGGACCCGAAGCAGUGCCGCAUGAAACUGAAGGAGCUGAGGCAAGCCUACCAGAAAACCAGAGAGGCGAACGGUCGCUCCGGGUCAGAGCCCCAAACAUGCCGCUUCUAUGAUGAGCGGCAUGCCAUUUUAGGGGGUUCAGCCACCACUACCCCAGCCGUGUUGUUUGACUCCUUCAAUGGAGAUGGAGGCAAUACGGAAGCAGGUUUUGGGGACGAAGAAGAUGAUGAUGAUGAGGUUGUAGAUAGCUCACAGCAAGCAAGUGGAGAAACCGGUUUUCCCAACAGCCAGGAACUGUUUCUCACCCUGGACCUGGAGCCAGUACCCCCCGAACCCACCCAAGGCUGCCUCCUGGACCCAGCAGGCGGAGAAGGGAACUCUGCUGCAUGCGUUUCAAUGAUCACAGGAUCUUCUCCUUCCCAGAGGCUAGUGAAGCUUAGAAAGAAAAAAAAACGCACUCGAGAUGAAAUGUUCUCCGAGCUCAUGCUGUCCUCCCGCACUGACAGAGCACAGAUGAAUGCGUGGAGGCAAAUAAUGUCAGAGUGCAGGAAAGCACAAAAUGACCGGGAGGAGAGGUGGCGGGCUGAAGACAGGGCUGAAGCUCAAAUGUGGUGGCAGCGUGAUGAGAGGAGGCAGGAUUCAAUGCUGAGGCUGCUGGAGGACCAAACCAGUAUGCUCCAGUGUAUGGUUGAGCUGCAGCAAAGGUGGAGGAGGAAGCGACAGACAAGCAUAACAAGAACUUCAGUAAAGACAAUAUGUGCAGCAAGAAUAUCUUUCAGAUGGCCAGAUCACAGCAGAGGGACGCCGCCACUUAGCCCCUCCUGUCGUGGAAGAACGUAAACCCCCCCAAAAUUAACACUUAAAAAAAGAUUUAAAAAAUUCUGUUAUUGUAUUAAAAGCCCUUAAACUAAAUAUUAUUAAUAACAAUACCAUUUGUGAAUUUCAUGGUUAUGGAAUUAAGCAACUAGGAAAAAACCAGCAGGCUUAUCAGAGUAACAAGAGGGGAAAACUUUUCAACAACAGACAAAAUCCACCCAAGGGUAUUCUGUUUUUCUUUUUUCGUUUCACUUGGGUCCUGCAUUGGAAGACGGACUGUGCUUAUAUUAUAUUUUUUACAACUGGAAAUAGAAAUGCCAUCCAUUUGCACUGUUCAGACAUAUAUAUGUAUGUAUGUAAAAAAAAAAAAAAAAAAGAAAGAAAAAAGAAAGAUAUAUAUACAGAAUACCCCACGUAUAUACAUAUAUAUCUAUAUAUUUCUUUUAAAAUUUCAUAUCAGCAGCAGUACCUUUUCUAAGCUUGCGUUUUUACACGCAUCUCUUUCCUCCGAAUCCAUCGUGUUUUUUUAAAAACUAACUUUAAUGGAAAAAAAAAAAAGAAAAAAAGUUACAUUACAGGGAAAUACCUCUCCUCUCAAAGGACCUUGACACGUUUACAGGCUUUUAAUUUUUUUUUCUUUUCAUUUUUCGCAAUGAACCUUUUUAAGAAGUGUGUAAAGCAGCUGGCUUCAGAGCUAGUGGGACAAGGAGAGAGGGGAUUUUGUUCACUGACGGUCUGAUCCUGCAUCCUUACCUUGGGUAGCAUUUUUAAAAUCAGUGGGGCUACUCACGGGUGUAAAUGUUCACGAAGGGUGUGAUGCUGUAAUUGAUGGGACUCUGUGACCGCUAUGGGUAGGAUGGAUUUUGAGUUGGAGUCUUCCCAUUGGCCUCAAUGGACUUUGGAUCAAAGCCCGAAGGAGCAAAAUUCACCUCUGUGCCAGAGCCAGAUUAAGGCCUAUUCUCAGUGUAAGGCCCGCUGCAGCCAUAGUUUGAAGGGUUAAGUGGAGCUGGGAUGGUGCAUAGUCCUUGGGCAGGCUCUCUGGUCCUCAGGCAGAGGUGUGAAAAGGAGAGCCCAAAGCAGAAUUAGCUCCAUCCAGCUUGGAGGGGAAGUGAGGCUCCAUCUGUGGCUUUCCUUACUCCUUGAUCAGAUCUCUUUGGGGCGGGGUGAGACUGAGCCCAGAGCUGUCGCAGCCAAAGAUCUGGUAUCUUCCUGAUGGGCUUUGGCUGCUCCUUGCAGCUUUCCAGGACAGAAGCAGCAUUGUUUGGGUGCCGUGCUGACGCCUGUAUUUCACUAGCAGUCGGUCGGCCCAGGCAGGGUGGGGGAGACGAGGUCUGGCAGUGCAGGGUGGCAUCCGCGAGGAGGGACGGGUUUUAAACAACCCUGUCUCUGUGAGAAUUUGAACUGUUCUAGCCAGCUAAGCAACAGCCUGGGUAAUUGCUCUCCUUUCCUGCAUGUGCCCUCCGCCUGCGCUUGAGCAGAGCUUAGUGUGGUGCCGCUUUCCAGCUUCUCCAAGCGCUUUUCAGUGCAAAGACUUUUCUGUAGGGGAGGGGGUUCUGGCCCUGUAUAGACCAAGGUGUUAUGCAUUCCUACUGCUUCAUCUCCCCCCGGCCCCAGGUAUGUGGUUCUAGGACUGGAUGUGGGGAGCCAGCUGCAGGUUGAAGGACCCAAGGAGGCAGCCGUAGGCUAGAGGACAUUUGAGGUUAGUUCGCUAGUGAGCGGUCAGGUCAUCCUUGUCGCCGCUCUGGCUGAUUUAUUGCCUCAACUGGUGUUUUGACAACUUCUUCCCGUGUUGAUCUAGGCUGGGGUCCCUGUGGAUCAUAGUGGUAACUCUUCACUCGCCCAUUCCAGCUAAUGGCAACGGUGCCCUUGCCAGUGACCUGAUCUGCUGAGUGUGGGGCCCAGCUGGCAUGGCAGCAGUACAGAGCUCUGCCCUGUUGUGGGACUCAGUGGUAUUGGGGGCCCUGCUCCUUGUCUUACCUUCUGGGCAGGCAGGGCCGGAGCACGGCACAUUCAACUCCAGGGUGGGUCAAAGGGAGAGGUCAAACAGGCCCACCUUUUGAUUCAGGAAGAACCUCAGAGGGAGCCUGGGGACCUUGAAGGCGAGAGGCUAGGGAGCGUGGGACUGAAUGAAUAGUCAGUGUAGACAGGAGGGGAAGAGGAGAGGGAAAUGGGAGCAAUGGAAUUGGCUUACCAUCUUCAGAAAGAAGUCUAGGACAAUUGGCAACUUUCCCCUGAGCUGGGUUGUCUGUUCCCUGUGCAUCUAAGAAGCUGCAAAGAAAGACUCAAAGCUGAAACAUGGGCAGGGCUUCCUGCUUGCUCUAACUCAAUAAACCUUUACCUUUAAGAAUCAAUCUCUUUAAUAAAGCAGGAUGACCCUUGAGGCUCGUGGUACCCAGCUUGCCACGUGUGGGAUCUGACGCUGCAUUUCAUGGCAUGAACCCAGUGUGGUCUGCCGGGAGGCUGCUUUAAACUGCGGGCCAGGAAAUGCUCUCUAAAGAUAGACCGUAUCCUUCCAGUCACAAGUCGAAGCGGGAGCAGCGUCAGCCAAGGAGAAACCUUGGCCUUGCACUUAGAAUCCAGUGUUCUGCUGGCCUCUACAUUUUUACUUACAAACUUUGUAUUUCUGGGUGUGAAUUAGGUAGCUUAGGUACACUAGUCUGAGUGAGUGCAAAGAAUUAAAGGCUGCAGUAGGAACUCUCUGCUUUAGAUCUUGAACCAAUUACGUGUCCCUUCUGCAAAGAAAACAAAUUGAGCCGAGGAAGCUGGGUGGCUGUAUAAGGGGCUUUAAUACGUUAAUCUGUUGGACGCCUUGGUGCACAGAAACCCGCCUCUUUUAAUUUGGUAUUGCUGGACGCAACCUAAGUAUCUGGGCCAACAGGUUAUGCAAACCAGCUUUUGUGCUCUGUAGAUGGUGUGAGGAAAGCAGCUUCUAAGUUUUCUCAGUCAGAACUGGAUUUGAAAUGCACCUGGCUCACUCAAAGCUAGAUGCUUAUUAAAAUAAGAAACUUUGUGGGGGUUAGUGCUUUUAGAAGCAGCUGAAGUCUACAUUCAGGGCAGCUGCGAAAGCAUUAUCAUUUAAAUAUAUGGAGUUAAAGUUUUUGCAAAUAUCCCUCUUACUUCCCACCUCCUUUCCUGCUCUGUGGCCUCUAGAUGCCCCAAGGCUUAAUUCCCUCACAUCCCUGAAUCAUUUAAUUUAACACAACCCAGGGGUCACCCAAUGAAAUUAAUAGGCGGCAGGUUUGAAACAAACAAAAGGAAGUAUUUCUUCACAUGAUGUGCAAUCAGCCUGCAAAACUCGUUGCCAGGGGAUGUUGUGAAGGCCAAAAGUGUAACUGGGUUCAAAAAAGAAUUAGAUAAGUUCCUGGAGGAUAGGUCCAUCCAUGGCUAUUAGCCAAGAUGGUCAGGGAUGCAACCUCAUGCUCUGGGUGUCCCUAAACUGCCAACUGCCAGAAGCUGCGACUGGAUGACAGGGGAUGGAUCACUCAAAAUUGUCCUGUUCAUUCCCUCUGAAGCAUAUGGCACUGGCUGCUGUCAGAGACAGGGUACUGGCUAGAUGGACCAUUGGUCUGACCCAGUGUGACUGUUCUUAUUUUCCAGUCCUGUGUACAGGGACAUAUUGCAUGUGAUGUAGGACCUACGUAGUGAUGGAAACACAAAAUACUGGUUGGAACAUGCAGUGAAUUAUUUUUCACACCAACUUUAGAUCUAAGCUGGUCAGAAACAGGGUGGGUUUGGGAAGCAAUAUUAGGUUUUCCCUGCAGUCCCAGGCUGCUAGUGGCUCUUUUGGGCCGCAAGAUUCUUCUCUUUGUUAUUUAAAAGAAACUUUUUGUAUACUAUAACACCUGUUACUCCAUGCAGCAGAGAGUCAUUUACAAUAUAGGGCAGCCCAAACCACUGGCCAUGGGCAGAUAAUCCAAAGUUUGGAGGUGUGUUUGAAACCUGUUCAGAUGGUGUGGGUGGGGAGGGACAGGUGCUGUUGGGUUAAGAAUGCUUGUGCCUUUCCAAAGUCACUCUCCCCUAAAGCAUCUUCCUGUAGGGCAGUGUUUGCGGUUUAGGCUGAGAGGGGUGUGCAGUUUGGGGUCUAUCUACCCAACUUCCUGCCCCUCAUUGGUGUUGGGAGCAGAAUUGGAAGGCUAUAAGAAAAGCUACCCACAAAAGGACCAUCCUCACCCUUCAUCAAAUUCCAUGGACCAUCCAGCCAUUCUUCGAUAAGUUAGCUUCCUUGUUUCCCUUGGUUAAUCCUUCUACUGCUAUAUUCCCCCCCCCCCCCCGAGGGAGACCUCUACCGCUGCCCAAUCAGAACACUGAACAGCUGUUGUUGUUGGACCCUGCUGUUACCUUUCCAGGCGGCUCUAUCAACCUCUGAUGGCAGGAAGGCAUUUUCGUCCUGCACAGACGGCCAGGUUGCCACGGCGCUAGGGAUCGUGUGCCCCUCUGCCAGUUCAGUAGUGGGCGGAUGGGCUGUCUUGCUGCAGUGUGAAUUCUCCAGCACAGGAGCCUUUCAGAGCUCUUGGAGAAGUCCCCUUCGGUGUGUGAGGCAGGCAACUUCUUCUGAUGGUUGGAGCAGGGCACUGGGAGUCAGGAGACCCGUGUUCUAUUUCUGAUUCUGCCACUGACUUCCCGAGUGACCUCGGGCUAGUCACUUCCCCGCUCCAUGCCUCAGUUUCCCCACCAGUAGAAUGAGGUGUUCGUACCCCUCUGUGUAAAGCACUUUAUGACCCUUGACUGGGAGGCACUAUCCAAGUGCGCAGCAUUAGCCUCUCCCAGUAAAUGACCCAAAGGACUGAAUAAGCUACUGGCAAUGUCUCCCGUGUGUAUGUAGAGACGAGAUUGUCUCAGAGCCCCAGUCUCAUCAGCAAUACCUUUCCUUCUGUUCUCAUCAGAACAGAUGGAAUGAUCUCAGCAGCAGUGUUAAGAGCCCCUCCCCGGUCUCUGUUUGUUGGGCUCGGCUACUCACAUGACUCAAGUCAUAGGAGUUCAACGGGUUUGUAUGUCACAGGAACAAGCACUGCUUUUGGGAGCCUCUGGGGGAUUCCAUGUUCCAGCAGAGAUCUGGGUUAGGGGGGAGGCUUGGAUCCAGAGAGCUCUGCAUGCACAGCCAGCUUUGCUUUGUUGACACUUCUCUGCACGCAACCAAGUACCUGGCUAGGGCUGAGGAGAGAACCCGAAAAGGCUGUUUGAGGGAUGCUAAGCUAGGCUAUUCCUCUGGACCAGCAGGAGUGGACGGUGGAGGUCAGACUUGCUCUGCAGUGUUAUGUGAGGAAUGCAGAUUCUGUGCAACUUGUAUUCUCCUAGUAUUAGCUCCCUUGGCAUCCAGUGUGGCCGUGAGCAUGUCUAGAUCUUUUCCUGCUGGGAAGGAAAUAAGGGAGCCCCAGAGAUCUGGAGCCACAUUUGGGCCUGGAGGACCAAUUAUUGGGGUUAUUGGGUGAAAUGUGCUAGCUGUGUCAUUGGACAGGAGCUGGUUUCCAUGCGUAGGAGGGGGCAGUUUUCACUGCACGGGUUCCCCAAAAAGGGAGCCCCCCCAAUGCUUAACUCUUUCAUUCCCCAAACACCUCCCCUGCCUGUAAUUUAUUCAGGAUCCAAGUCUCCCUUCCCUCAGUGUUGGGGUGCACCUUGAGAAGGUUUAACUUGCCUCUGCUUAUUCCCUAAAAUCCAGGGGUUGGGAGAAGGGAGAUCCCCAUAUUCUUUAUGACCCUUUUCACACAGGCAGUAGCUCUGUAAUCAGCCAUUGUGUUGCCAGGUUUCUCUCAGUCCACUGGAUUUAGGGAAGGAUUUGUGCCAAUACUCUUGAUUUUCCAUAGCUAAAGGAGCCGGAAAUCUCUUUGCAGCAGUAAGUUCUGCCGCAGGACCCAUGUAAAAAACAAAAAUGGAGCGAGAGCCAUAAACAUGAAAUUUCACUGCUGACUGAAGUAGGUCGACUUAAGAACUAGUAACCUCCUCCAGUUGACUUCUGUGCUGUGACAUUUAACCAUUGUUAGGUAUGUUGCUCAUUCUGUCUGUUUAGAGAACUAGAAAGCGAGCACCUUUGCUCAUGUCAGAGUGCCGGAUUUGGGGGCCUGAGGGGGAAGAACUGAAAUUUCCAUUCCCAUAGGACUGGUCCUGAAAUGCUGGGUUUUUUUGUCUGUGUGUUUAAAUUUUGAAAGAAACGGGUAAUCUCUGUCAAUUUCUCUUCCUUUUUUUUUUUUUUUUUUUAAAUCUUUGGCUGAUAUUUGUCCUAUUUUUGGUGCCAUCAGAAAUAAACAAUGAGGCUUUCUCUCUAUCUUAACGCAGGUCACUUUUUAAAAAGAGCCCCAGGGCAUAAAUGCAGCACCAGCCCUUCCAUUUCCAGGCUCUUUACUUUUCAGAUUUUUAAAAAAAAUCAAUUGAUAGGCUUUGGCAGCUCUGAUGUCAGAUCUAUAAGCCCGAGCACAAGUUAAAUAGGUCAGGUUGCACUUGGUAUAAUAACUGCUUUCCUCAAAUGCUCUCUGAAUUAAAUAGGUAGAAGAUGCAGCUGAUGAGGAAGCCUUAAUUAGACAAGAAAUAAACUUCUCAGCCCCCCUUCCUCCUCUGAUCCUGAUGGUUUGCAGUAAUGGCCAGAGCAAGGUAAUUGUUUCUUUGCUGUCUUGCAGAUUUUUCUUUUUUGCUCUGUUUUCUCCACAUUUAUACAGACCAGAUGAGGGAGAGAAUAUAUUUUAUUGGACCAGCUUCUGUUGGUUUCGAGCUUGCACAGAGCUCUACUUCAGGGUUGGGAAGCUAACUCAAAGCCAGAUGUAAGAGCUCUUGAUUUGAGUGGCUUAGAUGGCCAAGUGCUCUCUGGGAAAAUUACAUUUUUAUCUGUGCAAAAGCUUUUCACCCCCUGCAAACCAAAGUUGGUGAGUGAUGCAUUUAUAAAAACCAAUUGGUUUACAGAUUAUAACACACACACACACACACGCGCCUCUGGUUUGGAGGUGAAAUGUAUUAUUAAAGCUGAUGGCAGCCUAGCUCAUGGAGACAGUUCUAUUUUUCUAAACAAAUUUGUAUAAAGCCUCCACAGCCCUCGCACUUACUGAGUGAGCCUGGAUAUUUGGGGGAGCGGCAGGUGGUACGUUUUGCACCCAAGCAGGGUAUCCAAGAUGUAGUUGUCCUUCAGCGUGAGGCUCUUCUGCUUCCAGCUAACCCAUCAGAUUGCACUAAACCAGUUCAGCAGCCAGGUCGUUUGGACACAAUACAGCAGCUUCCCAUUAGCAGGAAGGCCCCUUGCUUGCUCCUGACACAUCCUUCUCCCUUCUGGUCUGCAGCACCAGGCCCUCUCCUCUUGUUCAUUCCUUGUGCGCUCCCCUGCUGACAGGUAGAGAGGCAGAAACUCUCUGGAACCUUACUGCUCCCAGCCUUUGGAGAGUCCCCACACCCCAGCCCAGUCUGCAUGCGAGAGACGCUAUCCUAUCCCCUUUCUAGAGGGAACUGUAUAAACCUGCAUUUCAAUAGAAGAUGUUACCACAGCUUCAGAAUUCAGCUUAGCAAGCACCCAGCUGCCGUGUCUGCUUUAUCCCUUGACCGUCUCCAGCCACCAUCCGUCUCUUCCUAGUUUAGAUUCCAGCUGCUCCAGCUUAGAAGUUCCCUGACCUGUUACCUUGCACCUCUUAGCCAGUUGUAACAAACCAACUGCCCUGUAGCCAAGGCCACAGACCAUUGUGUAUGAAUAAGUAGGCUGUUGCAUUGAGCUUUCGGGGGGGAGGGAAUCCGCAUCUCAGUGCCCCCAAUAGAUCCCUUCCUCAGCAUUUUAUACCUUUCCCUGGCAAUCCCUCUUCCACCCCAACCCUGGGUUGAAGCAUGUUAUACAAAGGUUUGUCCGUGGAAGGAAAGCAACAGAUAUAACAGCAAUAAUACAUCAGUCAGAGCUUUUGAUGUAAGGUGGGGGGGAGUGCCCCCUCCUGGGGGGAUGGGAGGGGGAUUGAACGGAUGCCUGCUACUAAAUUUACAGAAAUUUUGUAUCGUCCCCCCCACCCCCCGCUUUUUUUUUUUUUUUUUUGAGCCAGUAAAAUAACCCAGGUUUCAAUCCCGGGCACACUCGUUUUAAUUUAUUUGAGAGAACUCUAAUUGUAUUUUCACGGCAGUAUCUUGUAUUUUUUAUUUUUGUGAUUCAGAAAUGUGAAGAAGAAAACAAAACAAAAAACCGAUUGCUAACAGUGUUUCAUUCCUUGUUCUAUAGAGCUAAUCACUCUAAAAUUGUUUGGUAAAGUCACUUAGUGUAAUUAAUUGUAACAUAUUCUUUUAAAUAAAUUGAUUUAUUGAUGAAACUACUA
Caretta caretta (loggerhead turtle) is the source of this 10683-nucleotide messenger RNA. Lineage: Eukaryota; Metazoa; Chordata; Testudines; Cheloniidae. The record is from RefSeq and is a predicted model, not a curated record.